AUGAAGAUUAUGAUUAUUUUACUGAUUAUGAGCCAGAGGCACCAGCUUUCAGAAGUCACAGAACGUGUCCCCACUACAACUACCACUCAUAAAGUUCCUGUAACCAGAGUUGUAACUACAGAAAGAACAAACUCGAAGGUUCAAAGCAUCAGGGAGAGGAUUGCUGCCAUGCUUGGGGCAAGUGGACUUGCAGGAAAGACUACAACUGAAGAAGUCCUGACCAUCUUGGAGGAGGUAACAGUGAAACCACUGCUGACAACUGACACAGCCACUCAGUCCACUGUUACAGUGACAGACAAUCCGGUUUUAAUGGUUCACACAGAUGAAGACUUUGAACCAACAGAAAUGCCACUUGAUGAAAUUCUAUCAACAAUAAUAGAAACUAUUGCAACAUCAGAGUUGCCACCGACUACCCAGGCACUGCAUUCCUCUCAACCAUCAGUCCCACAGACUACCCCAACUCCAGAAUCUCUUCCAUUUGUAUCAGUAUUUACAUCAAAUCCUGAAGUCUCGACCACGUCUAAGCCAGCAGCAAUUGAUGAAACUGAAAUUCCUUUCUCGCACACAACACCAAAAGUUUUAACAUCAACUGAACUGGAAGUAGAUGAAACAAAUCCUCCCUCAGGAACAGUCUCUGAAUUUACUGAUUCCACGGCUGCUGCACUUACAGCCGAGCAUACAGAAACUCCUGAAACGGUUGCAGACACUUCGAAGCACUCCACGACAGAAGACCCUCUUGUCGAAGAUUUAAUUGCACAACUAGUUGCUGAAGGAAUCAUUACAGAAGUUAACUCUAAAUCAGAUGUCACUGUACCAGAGGUGAAGGAAGAACCUCUACCUGAGGAAACUCUUCCUAAGGAAACUCUUAUUGAAGAAACUCUUAUUGAGGAAACGGGACCUACAGAUCUGGAAGUAACAAAUGUGGAGAAAAAUCCUGCAGCAGAAGUUCAACCAGUAAUUUCCUUAGAAACCCAAAUGCUUAACAAAUUUGAUAUAGACACCGAAAUAUCAGAAAAAGAACACGAAAUAAUAGCUGUCAAUCAGGCUGACAUCACUGGAAGCCUUACCAAGUCAAAUGAAAGUCAUACAAUCAUUCCCGUUGAUGAACAUGUAAUUAAGCCGACACUGGAUGUGAAUGAUGAAAGCAAGGUUAUGACAGAUCUUUUGCUUGAUCUUGAAGACCAAGCUGAAGUGGCUGGAGAUAAUCUUCAAGAACCUGAAAAACAAACUGAAAUCACAGAACAUUUUGUACAAAUGACUGAAAAUGUAGCUGAUAUCUCGACAGACUUCCAAAAUCAAACUGAUGCUCCUAAAGGACAAGAAGAUCAAGUUGAGGUUAUUGGAGAACCUGCACAAAGAUCUGAAGAUCUAGGAGAAGACACCUUAAGAUCUGGAGACCAGGCUGAUAUGAUGGCAAGUGUCACCGAAGAAGCCGAAGGUGAAGCUGAGGUUACAGAGGUUCCACAAGAACUAAUGAUUCAAGAUGAAAAUGAUCUUAAUCAAACCGCAUUUGUGAGUGAACCUUUGAAAGACCCUGAAUCUACGAAAGAGGCUAUUGAUGAUCUUGAUCCUAUUGAAGGCUUCACAGAUCUGCCAAUUGCCACUGAAGAAUUAGGACAAGUGGCUGAAGAGCAGAUUAGUUUCACGGAAACUAGUAUAGGAUCUGAAAAUCAAGAAGAGGUUACAGAAAUUCCUGCAGAAUUAAGUAGUGGUCAGCUGAGAGCAGGUGAUCAAGCUAUAGCAGCCGACACUAUGACGAUAGCAAAUGAACAACAAAUAUUGGGAAAUGAGCAUGAAAUGCUGAAUGAAAAUAUAACAGAAAUACCAGAAGAUAUAAUUACUACUGAAACUGUUACUCCUGAGGACCUAACAGAAACAGACGGAAAACAAACAACGUUAAUCGAAAACUUUGAAUCAACAACAGAAAAGUCAAUCGCCACUACAAGUCAAACACGGUUAACAGGAAGUCAGACAAGAACAACUCCACUUGCUGCAACUACCGAAUCAACUUUGCUGACAGAUGUUACAGAUAAUCCCACCACAUUCCAAACUACCGAAGAAAUAAUUGCAUCUGAACUGGAAACAGAUCCUUUCGUAACACUGUCUGAGGAUGCUGAAUUGACAGUAGAGUUACUUACAUCUACAGAUUUACCACCUUCUACAACAACGGAAAUUCCAACUACAUCUAGACUGCCUUCAUCCAUAAAAAUACCUGUAUUAUCAAACCGAACAACAACAACUAUAAAACCAUCCACAACAACUCAAAGAUCUCCAGGGUUUAAUCCAUCCAGUCCCCGGGUAUCAACUGUAAAAAUGUUGGAUACAACCACAAAAUUCCAGAAAGGCACCACAACAGAUUUACCACCGACCACAGUGCCUGAAAGUCAACUAGAGGAUUAUAUCACCACUAAUGAUGAUGCUCUUGAAACCCCACCUGCUGUUCACAUCACUGAGGUACCAGUGCUGCAGGAAACCACAACACCAGGAGAAAUAACACCAACAGAGGAGAACGAAGUUGACACUACACUUUCUAUGAAUCACUUACAUAUGCUGCUGCAUAGCUUUGGCAGUACUUCCAUUCGACCAGAACUUGCUGCAAUGAACCGUGUGUUAGAUUUUUCCCUCUCAUCUACAGAUCCAGUUGAACAGCUAGGACUGAACCACGAAGUUACUGGUAUUCAGAACUUUGAUUUUGACUAUGAUUUGGAAACUGCAUCUACUGAGCAAGUAAUUGUUACAACAAGCCUUCAGACUCCUACUUUCGCAGCACUGAGUUCUGAUAAUCGAAGAAUACCAAGUGAAGAAGACACUACUAGUACUCAGGGCAUCAUGCUAACAGAAACUAAUACACCAACUAUAUUGAAUAUGGAAGUGGCUGUAUUAACAGUCUCUGAACCAUACUCCAAAGUACAAAACUUCACUGAAGCCCCAGAAACUACCCAAAAGCCAAUGAGUACUUCAACUACAGAAAGUUCGACGGUGGAAAAUAUUCCUGAAACUACUACUGAAACAGUCAUUGAUCUAAUGGAAACUACCACCAUCCCUCCAGUUACAACCACAGAGAAAAUAGAAGUUCUUGAAAUAAAAGAACCAGUAAUAGCAAAUAACAAAUCAAAUAAUUCAGUUAAAACAUUAACAAAUCAACUCUCUACAACUGAGGGGACGACAACAGUUGAAGUCACUACUCCAACAACUUCCCCAGAAGAAAAAGAAUCCAAUGCUGAGACCAAUGAAGAAGUUUCAGUAGGCAAUACAGCUUUGUCAAGAGAAGAUAGAGAAAGACAGAGGCUUGCAUGGUUGAGGAAGAACAGUGGAAAAGAUGGAGAGCAGCCAAGGCCCAGGCAACUUCAAUCAACCCAAAGAAGGACCUCUGUCCCUCUUGGUAACAUCCGAUCAACUGCAGAGAGACCUGCAUCUUCUGCCACUGGAAGGAGGCUUAGUUUGAGUGAGUUAUUAAGUCAGAGAGCUUCCCCAACAGGAAAUACUGCAAAAACAAGUAACUCACAGAGGGAGAAUGAUAUACCAACAUCCACCUCCACUACAACUCGACCUCCAAGGGUUGAUUCACAAACAGUAAAAGUAGAUUUAGAACCUAUUGUUAUUAAAGAAACCCAACCUCAGCCCGUUACUGAACAAGCACCUAACCCUAAAAAUGGAGCGAAACAAAGUGAAGCACUAAGAAGGUUCUUAGAGUUAAACAAACAGAUGCUUAAAGCUUUGGCUGACAAGAAAACGGGUACUACUGAUGAGCCUACCACAACAUCAUCUCCUGAGCAAAGCAAUACAAGACCAAAGUUUACUACAAGGACGCCACCACGUCUUGACAAAUUCAGAGCCCUAACAGAAAGCACAGUGAAUUCAAAUGAUAAUGAAGAAUCGUCCACAACAAACGUUAUACCAAAGAACAGAGUAACAAACCCAGUGGCUUCUACUAGGGAAGACAAUACACUGGGAUUCCAGCCACGCCCUAGUACAUUCCUCAGACCUGUGGCUAGUCCAAAGCCCUCUGAAGCAUCUUCCAAUGACCGUCCUGUUCAAAGAGUCAGACCAGCAUUCAUUAGUCCUCCACCCUCAACUAGCUCUCGCAGUGACCCUCCUAGUCUUCCUGAGAGUAGAACUGAUAAUACAGCCACACGCACUAGAUCUCGACUCCCACCACCUAUUCGUCGUCCUCGUCCGAGCAUACCAGGAAGGAGGCCAGGUGGUCCCAUAGAGCAAAAUGUACCUCGUCCCUUAACAGCUCGUCCUACCCGCUUUGAAAAUCCCUCAGAAAAACAAAAUGAAAAAGUGGCACCUUUACUUAGUCAAGAAUCUGUCUCAGAAUCAGUUGCUGAGGCAGACAAGGAGCCAGUACAACCACCUAGGAGGUUUGGGUCUUCAACAUCAGCUCCAAGAAGAAAUCAAUUCACAACCCCUAGAGGACGCAGAAAAGGUUUUAGAAAGAGGGUACAAAAUAACAGGGUUAGCACACCAAGAAGGAGAAAGCCAACAGCCAUUCCAAGGUUUACAACGGAGUUUGAGGAAGUAACAACAAACAUACCUACAACUACAGUCCCAGAAUUUACAACACUUCCACAGGAAGAGGACGUAACCAUUUCAGGUUUUGAGCACACCACUCAGAACUUCUUUGACACAACAUUAAGAUCUGAUUUGGAGAGAACAACUUUUUCUCCAGAGGAAGAAACCACAUUACAAGAAUUCUCUUCUGUCACCUCUCGAGGAAGAGUUAGGUUUGAGAACAGGCACAGACCAACACCGCUUCCUAGAAUUACAGAGCGUCCUCGCCAUCGGUCAACCUUGGCAAGCAAAGUGGCUGCUUUCUCCAACAAUGAAGAUGCUACAGUCCAACCUGUCACACGACCUCUGAAACCUGAUACCCCAGAACCACCAAAACCUUCAUCCACAUUCAAACCUUUUGAAUUUGAAACUUCUGCUACUACAAUUUCUCCAACACGGUUUUUCACAGAAUCCCCCUCAGCUGGUGGAAUUUCCACCUUCACUGGCUUUGAUUUUGAUACAACACCUCCAACUACAUUUGCUGAAGAUUUUGAAGAAUCAACUCAGUCAUCUGCAGAUAGAUUUGUAAAUUCUCAAAACUUUGUCCACACUACCUUUUCUCCAUUUGGUGAUGAUAACCAAAAACAGUCAAUUUUCCCAAAGCUACAUCAGACAACAAGCAGCAGUCAUAUAUCAAGACCCUCACACAGCAGUGACUUAGAUGAAGCAUUCUUCGCAGAGGAAGACCCACCCUUCUUUAAUAGGAAAGAAUCGGAAACUUUCCCUCCUGUUUUCCCAAUAGCCACACCAUCAAAUCCCUUCUUUGGAGAAAUCCAGGAAACAGGAACUUUCCCGCCUGAUGACUUUUUCCACAAGGAAACGAAAGAAACUGAAACUUUCCCACCAGCCUUCCCAAUUACAACUCCAGAAAACCCUUUCUUCGGUGAAAUAAAAGAUGCAGAUGCAUUCCCACCAUCACUGACAAUCACACCACCAUCAAAUUCAUUCUUUGUCAAUGACCAGGAUACCACAACUUUUUCACCUAAUUUUGCAACAACUGUAAGGCCUAACUUUGAAUUUGACAAAAAACAAGAGGUAGAAACUACACUGCCUCCUUUCCAGACAACAGUCCCACCCAACACCGUCACACCUAGGAUAAUUGUUGUUGCUCUUCCAAUCCUGAAUCAGGCCCCUGCCUCUCCAAGCAAUAGUAAUCACUUACCACCAGUGUCUUCACCCCAGUCACCGGUUAGUGAAAGAGUGGUAUCUCCAGUAAAUCAAGAAUCCUCAUCUCCCUUCCCUGAUGUCAUUCCUCCUCAGACCGACAAGCCACUGGGACAUGUCCAGGUGACCUCAGAAGCAGGAUUUAUCCCUCGAGAAGUUCAUCGUCCUUCAACACUUGCAGGCGGAGUGAAGAUCACAGCAGAGCAAGGCUUCAUUCCAAGGGAUGUGGUACUGCAACCACCACCAUCACCGCCACCACAACCAGACCAAACACAUACAACUUUCACACUUCAAAAUGAUAAUGGCAGAUCUGGAACACUCCGUGGUUCUGGACAUAUUGAAUUUGUGAAUGAUCAUGAUGUUUCUAGUCAAGGUUCAUUUAGCAGCUCUCCAUCAACGACUACUCAGGCCGCCCCUGGAGCCGCGGUGGAUAACGACCCCGAUGACGACCACGUGCCUGGACUCGGCGGCGUCGAUUACCCGAUCCUUCAGGCGAUCCCCAAGACGUCGUUCAGGUGCACGAAGGAGAUGCGGCUCAGCGGCAGGAUGUUCGCGGAUCCUGAGACGGCGUGCCAGGUGUACCACGUCUGCAGCGGCCACCAAACCUUCUCUUUCCUGUGUCCUCGAGGAACCAUCUUCCACCAGGACACCUUCGUCUGCCAGUGGUGGUUCACCGUGGACUGCCAGGCGCAGGCACAGAAGCUGGCGCAGAUUCAGGCGCAGAAUGGGAGAUGAGGAGGCUGUAGAGAAGAGAGCGGCGUUAAAACUCUACGGGGCGUUCACUCCAACUUUUACCUCAGACGUGAGAGAGUGGUAAUCGGGGAGACUCAAGUAACUAUGUAAAUAAUUCGGAUGCUGAAAGGAGAUUGUUUCCGUUCUCUUUUGUGUUCAUAGUCGUUAAUGUACUUAAUGAGAAAGGAAGAUUUAGUGUGACGGGAGAAAUUUGAGAAAAUUUCUCAGGCUUUCCUGGUGAAAGAACUUUAAAAAUAUAAAACUUUACGCCAUAGGAAUUCGUUCAGUCUCUAUUCACAUUCAGUCCCUUUCCAAAGCCUUUAAGUUAAACUAUUCGAAAACACCCCGCAUAAACCAAGAGGUAUUUAUUUCCUGAUAAAAAGUGAAACAUAAGAAACAUCAGAAAAUCCGGAAAAUAGAUAUCUUCUUCUUCCCCCCCCCCCCCCUUUUCACUUCCUUCCUUCCACACACGCGUAAAUAUCGUGUUCCUGAUUUCCUACACAAAUAACUGUGCCGUAAAGUAUUACUAGGCUUAACCAAUGUGAUAAAGUAAGUGUUGAUUUCCCUUGAAUUGCAACAUUCAAGGAAGGAGAUGCUGUUGAUUUCAUUCUCUGUGUUUACCUUGAAUGUGGUAAGGCAGCGCAUGCGUCCGUUAAUCAUAAAAUCUGUAAAUAGUUUUUUCGUUUUAUAGUUUCUUUUAAGCGUAUCAUAUUUUUUUUUUUUUUUUUAUUAUUAAUCUGCACAAAGAGCGUUAAUCGGGAUUGGACAAAAAAGAAAAAUUGUUGGAUGAUAAUGGGAGAUUUUAGAAAUAAAUGUCAUAUAUACAUACACACACACACACACACACACACACACACACACACACACAUACACACACAUACACACACAUACAAACACAAACACACACACACAUAUAUAUGUAUAUAUGUAUAUAUCUAUAUGUAUACAUAUGCAUAUACGUGCACAUAUACACACGCACACACACACACACGCUCUCUUUUAAACCCAGUUCCCGAUCAGCGACCUUUCUGCAUGUGUCAUUGUACUAUGUACUUUUGUAAUAUAAUCGUAAAAUGCAAUAAAUGCUCAAUAAAU
Molecule: messenger RNA, 7548 nt
Organism: Penaeus chinensis
Lineage: Eukaryota; Metazoa; Arthropoda; Malacostraca; Decapoda; Penaeidae
Product: mucin-5AC-like
Exons: 3
Coding region: 1-6456 (2151 amino acids)
Cellular component (GO): extracellular region
Molecular function (GO): chitin binding
Source: RefSeq, a predicted model, not a curated record